Molecule: messenger RNA, 718 nt
Organism: Sinocyclocheilus rhinocerous
Lineage: Eukaryota; Metazoa; Chordata; Actinopteri; Cypriniformes; Cyprinidae
Product: fun14 domain containing 2
Exons: 5
Coding region: 62-505 (147 amino acids)
Biological process (GO): autophagy of mitochondrion
Cellular component (GO): mitochondrial outer membrane
Source: RefSeq, a predicted model, not a curated record
GGUCACAUGACACAGAGGAUGCGCACGAAAAUUAUCGUCCGGAUAGAAAACACGCAGGAAAAUGUCUGAGAAGGACAGCGAAACCUUUGAUGUGAUGGAACUGGCAGAGCAUGUCAAGAAACAAAGGUGGUGGAACAAAAUGUUUGGCAAAAAUAACUCUGGACCAGCUGCUGAGAAGUACUCCGUUGCAACACAGUUGGCCAUUGGAGGAGUGAGCGGCUGGUGUGCAGGGUACUUGUUCCAGAAAGUUGGGAAGCUUGCAGCAUCAGCUGUAGGUGGAGGCUUCUUUUUGCUCCAGAUUGCUCAUCACACAGGCUACAUUACAGUAGACUGGAAAAGAGUUGAGCAAGACGUGAACAAGGCAAAGAAGCAACUGAAGCUGAAUUCAGACAAGCCUUCUAAAGAAGUGAGAACAAAAUUUAAUGAGGUGCAAGUAUUUGUCAAGAAAAACAUUGUUCUCACAGGAGGCUUUGCUGGUGGAUUUCUGCUUGGUCUGGCUUCAUAGGAUCUCUCAUUGUAACGUCUUAUACUCCGAGGAUGUCAUCUAACAUCAGAUUACAGCUUUUGUGUGAUAUUGCAGCUUGUAUUUAACUCAGCACUCCUUUUUUUUUAGAUCAAGAUUUGAUUCUUAGGAUGUGUUCAUAUAUAUAGAAAACAUAUAUCGAUGCUAGAAUGUAUGGUUUCAGUUUUUGGAUUGUACAUUGUUUUUAGUUUGUAC